Molecule: messenger RNA, 2895 nt
Organism: Drosophila ficusphila
Lineage: Eukaryota; Metazoa; Arthropoda; Insecta; Diptera; Drosophilidae
Gene: coro
Product: coronin-1C-A
Exons: 7
Coding region: 245-1855 (536 amino acids)
Biological process (GO): actin filament organization
Molecular function (GO): actin filament binding
Source: RefSeq, a predicted model, not a curated record
CAACAACUCGCCCCAGAGUCGAACUUGCUCUUAGAUGCUCUGCGCGCUCUCGUCGGCAUUUUUGUACUCGUCCCGUCUUGCUGCUGACUGAAAAGUCUUGAAGUAGUGCCUUAAAUUCCCAGUCGUGUGCAAAAUUUUUAGUUGAAAUCCCCCACUGAAUGCGCUGGCCCCAGUGAGUGUUUAAGAGAGUUAGAAGUAGAGAAACUCAGGACUGACCUCUGACCCCAGCCACCGCAGCAUCAAGAUGUCGUUUCGCGUUGUGCGCAGCUCCAAAUUCCGCCACGUCUACGGCCAGGCCCUGAAAAGGGAGCAGUGCUACGACAACAUACGUGUGUCCAAGUCCAGCUGGGACUCCACAUUCUGCGCGGUGAACCCCAAGUUCCUGGCCAUCAUCGUGGAGUCGGCGGGCGGCGGAGCCUUCAUCGUCUUGCCACACAACAAAGUUGGUCGCAUAGCGGCGGACCACCCGCUGGUGGGCGGGCACAAGGGACCCGUGCUGGACAUCGCCUGGUGUCCGCACAACGACAACGUGAUCGCCUCCGGCUCAGAGGACUGUGUGGUGAAGGUGUGGCAGAUUCCCGAUGGCGGCCUCUCCCGCACGCUCACCGAGCCCGUGGUCGACCUGGUCUUCCACCAGCGCCGCGUGGGCCUGGUCCUGUGGCAUCCCUCGGCCCUGAAUGUGCUGCUCACCGCCGGCUCCGAUAAUCAGGUUGUCAUUUGGAACGUGGGCACUGGCGAAAUCCUCGUGCACAUCGACUCCCACCCGGACAUCGUGUACAGCGCCUGCUUCAACUGGGACGGCUCCAAGCUGGUCACCACCUGCAAGGACAAGAAGAUCCGCAUCUACGAUCCGCGCACCGCCGAGCUGGAGAGCGAGGCCAUGUGCCACGAGGGCUCCAAGGCCACGCGGGCCAUCUUCCUGCGCCACGGUCUGAUCUUCACCACCGGCUUCAACCGCAGCUCGGAGCGCCAGUACUCCCUGCGCGCCCCGGACGCCCUCAACGAGCCCAUCGUCAUGGUGGAGCUGGACACGUCCAACGGCGUCAUGUUCCCGCUCUACGAUGCCGACACGAACAUGAUCUACCUGUGCGGCAAGGGUGACUCGGUCAUUAGGUACUUCGAGGUAACGCCCGAGCCUCCAUUCGUACACUACAUCAACACGUUUCAGACGACAGAGCCGCAGCGCGGUAUUGGCCUGAUGCCAAAGCGAGGCUGUGAUGUCACCACCUGCGAGGUGGCCAAGUUUUACCGCAUGAACAACAACGGACUGUGCCAGGUCAUCUCGAUGACCGUGCCGCGCAAAUCGGAUCUCUUCCAGGAGGAUCUCUACCCCGACACGCUAGCGGAGGAUGCCGCCAUCACCGCGGAGGAGUGGAUCGACGGCAAGGACGCGGAUCCCAUCACGUUUUCGCUCAAAGAUCGCGUUUCCAUUGUGCAGGGUGGCUACGUGUCCUCGUCGGUGAACAAGUCGCUGCCGGCGAAGAAGGCGGGCAACAUCCUCAACAAGCCACGAGGCGGCGACGGCGGCAGCUCCGGAGCAGCGAGCAGCAGUGCGGGCAGCGGCACCUUCGCGUCCGGAAACAACAACGAGGCUAGCGAUGGCGCACCGCCGCCGGCGGUUAUUUCGGAAAAGGACCUGCGCACUAUCACGGACGAGAUCCGCAAGCUGAAGGCGAUCGUCGUCAAGCAGGAGAACCGCAUUCGCGCCCUGGAGGCCAAGGAGGACGCCCGCAACAAGAACGGAAGCGAUGCCGCGCCAGCCUCUGCGGCAUCGGCCUCCUCGGACGGCAAAGCCAGCGAAAGUGCCAACGACCACGCGUCCACAUCUGCAGCAACGGCAAAGGACGAAGACUAGGUCUGGCGAUGAAGCCAGGACUGGGCUGAUGGAAAUGGCGAAAUGGAUUGGAGGAGAGAUAGAGAACUGCUUGUAGAAGCUCGUAGUUACCGCUUAAUUUCUCUAAUGCAACAUAACGUUCAUUUCGUACGUACUAAGGGCAAAUCAGAAGCGAUGAGUUAUUGUCUAUUACGAUUAUGGUUUCGAUUAUUUAUUUUGUAUAAUUUUAAAUUAGGAAAUCAGUUGAGUGUGGCACAGAUAGGGUUAGAGAGCCGAGCUAUAACCAUUAAUUCGAUCAUUAGCGAACAGAGCUGGGCGGUCAACGUAUAUAACAUAACAUAAAACUACAUCCUGCCAAAAAUAUAUAAAAACUUAACGAACUACCUACGAUUUGCGCCCAAAAUCGAGCAGAGCGGCCCUUCGGUCAUUCUGUUGCAAUAAAAGUUUGAAAUUGUUGUAAAUUUAACAAAGGCAAAUCAUAGACUAAACCUCAAUCACAUAAGAGUUAACAUUUACCUACCAAAUUUGUACGAGCUCCUUUCUAUAACGUCUGUAUAUUUGUACGUCCCAAAAGUUUUCAUGACAAUAGUUGAUAGAUUUGAUACUGUUCAUCCUAGCUGUGGCCCCCUUAGGUAGCCACUUUUCACUGCGAAUUGUCGUGUCAAACAUAACGAAUUUAGUAAAAAAGUGACGGGGGCCACUGGACUUAAUUCGUUUUCAUAAUCAAAAUUCUUGUUCAAACUAAUGUUAAGCUGUAUUUUGAAAUAAUAAGAAUAACAAUAAAUGCAACAAAACCAGAAAGAAAAUGAGAAAUCAACGAAUACAUUUUUAUAAAAGGUUUAUUUUCAUUUUAUUUUUUUGUUUUAUUUUUAGUAGUUUUGUUGAAAAGAAUGGUGUUAUGCUGCAGAAAAAGAGAAUGGGAGCGUCACUAAAUGCCUACCGAUUUUGUAAACCUAUUAAAUUGUAAAACUCUGACUAUAUACACUUACAUAAAUACUCUAUAUACAAAUAAUUUACAAUUUGAUACGGAAUAAAACAAUAUACAAACAAUGCCAGAAAAA